Messenger RNA from Macrobrachium nipponense, 2280 nucleotides. Its product is annotated as mucin-2-like. NCBI's taxonomy places the organism in Eukaryota, Metazoa, Arthropoda, Malacostraca, Decapoda, Palaemonidae. Bases 1 to 2079 code for a protein of 692 amino acids. The record is from RefSeq and is a predicted model, not a curated record. Gene Ontology annotation, cellular component: extracellular matrix. The transcript is spliced from 3 exons.
AUGACCUCAGAUAGUUCUACCCUUUCUGUUCUCAGAAGAUAUUCUUGGGAUGAGGUUACUCACCCUACACUCCACCUCUUGGGUGAUCAAGGAGCUCAAAUUUGUUUGAGCGCUGUGUCCACGGCUCAACAGCAGUCAAGCAAUGGGUACAAUUAUUUGUCUCCUGGAAACAUUGGGAACAAUUUCAACAAUCAGAACAAUGGGAAUAGUUUUAAUAACCAAAACAAUGGGAACAAUUUCAACAAUCAGGACAAUGGGAACAGUUUCAAUAACCAAAACGAUUGGAACAAUUUCAACAGCCAGAACAAUGGGAACAAUUUUAAUAACCAAAACAAUGGGAACAAUUUCAACAAUCAGAACAAUGGGAACAAUUUCAACAAUCAGAACAAUGGGAACAAUUUCAACAAUCAGAACAAUGGGAACAAUUUCAACCAGGACAACGGAAACUUCAACAACAACAAUAACAUCAACGGCCAGCCGGGCUUGCAAAACGGACAACAGCCGGCCAACAUGAACGGACCAAUGCCAUACAACUUCGGCUACGAGGUGAAGCAACCAAUGUACGGGAACUUCUACGGACACGAGGCAAAUGGCGAUGGAACCCGAGAGGAAGGGCGCUACUACGUACUGCUGCCCAACCGUCAGCUAAUGACUGUUCGCUAUGUCGCAGACGCCGCUGGAUAUAGGCCUAUGAUUACAUUCACCAGCAUUACGGGAAAUCCCAUGUUUGACAAUUUUUUAUUUGGACCAGAUGCCAAGGGCGGCCACGGAUCAUCGGGAACGAUUGACAACGAUCCAUCGUCGUCGGUAACUGAGAACAUAAAUUUUCCUAUUACGUCAUCAGGAACAACGUUAUCUAGAACGUCAACUUCUACAUACAGACCACAUGCAACUACACGUCAAAGCACAGCUAUCACACGGACAAUACCGACAACCACACGCCCAAUAUCUACUACCAGACGCCCACCAUUUACCACAUCUAGAACAACUACAUACAGGCCACCUACAACCACACGUCAAAAUACAACACCCACACGAACAAUACCUACAACCACACGCCCAAUAUCGACCACCAGCCGCCCACCAUUUACCACAUCUAGAACAACUACAUACAGGCCACCUACAACUACACGUCAAAAUACAACUCCCACACGAACAAUACCUACAACCACACGCCCAAUAUCGACUACCAGACGCCCACCAUCCACCACAUUUAGAACAACUACUACAUACAGGCCACCUACAACCACGCGUCAAAAUACAACACCCACACGAACAAUACCAACAACCACACGCCCAAUAUCGACCACCAGCCGCCCACCAUUUACCACAUCUAGAACAACUACUACAUAUAGGCCACCUUCAACUACACGUCAAAAUACAACUCCCACACGAACAAUACCUACAACCACACGCACAAUAUCGACUACCAGACGCCCACCAUCUACCACAUUUAGAACAACUACUACAUACAGGCCACCUACAACCACGCGUCAAAAUACAACACCCACACGAACAAUACCUACACCCACAUCCCAAAGACCUGCCACAGGAUAUUAUAUGGGUACGCCAUCCACACUCAGACCAGUUAGUGUGAACACACCAGGAGCACCUCUGUCUAGCAGAUCAACAACGCCUAGGGGAGGGACACCUUUCCAGUUUCCAAGACCAGUUCAAAACAAUGGUGGCAAUGGGAACUCCAACAAUUCGCCUGGUUUUGGCUAUCUUCCUCCACCAGCUAACAAUAACAACGGUGGUUCACAAAACAAUGGUAAUUCUGGACGAGGUUUUUCACAAAAUGAUUUAUUUAACAAUGGAUUUAAUUUUUUUGAAUUCAAUAGGCUGACUACGACACCCAGGAGCAGCACAUUUCCGACAACGGCGACCCAAAACACUCAAGUACCAACAUCUGCCACCACGCAGACUCCGGUCAGAACCACAGAUUACUACAACAGGGGAGCAUACUUUACGAAUUCUCCACCAACUACAGUGCGACCCCCCACAACAUUACGAUCCUCUUCCCUUCCCCCAAGAGCGGAGCAGCUUUCACCCUUCUUCGAGUUUUUCAAAAUAAAAUGAUAAGGCAGAUCAUGGGUUCUAGUGGUGUUCAGUACUCGUCUAAGUUCUUUAUCUAGUCUACUCUGUGAGCCAAAGAGGCAAUGCAGGCUCAGAUGACGUAUUCAUUAGAUGAAAUCAAAGGUAUUGCAACCAAAGAUAGGUUAACCAAGUCUUAAAAUGUCCUUUAUUUAGCAUAAGUAGGGUUCAAUUGCAAAAAUACAU